Naumovozyma dairenensis CBS 421 is the source of this 609-nucleotide messenger RNA. It is a transcript of the gene SCM4, whose product is annotated as Scm4p. The coding region runs from base 1 to 609 and encodes 202 amino acids. Gene Ontology annotation, cellular component: mitochondrion. The transcript has a single exon. The record is from RefSeq and is a predicted model, not a curated record. NCBI's taxonomy places the organism in Eukaryota, Fungi, Ascomycota, Saccharomycetes, Saccharomycetales, Saccharomycetaceae. Gene Ontology annotation, biological process: autophagy of mitochondrion.
AUGCCUCACACAUCAUUAGAUCUUACCAAAACAGUUGCCAUUUCCUCGCUAGGGCUCUACGCUGGUCUUCUCACUACUACAACUCUAGUAUCUACUAUUACUCCUAUCGAUCUUCUAACUUCACAAGUGAGACAUUUGGCAUGCGUCAUUGGCUGUUAUGAAUCUGGUUUGGCGGCAUUGAGCACAGGUGCAUUUGCAUUAACUUAUUAUUUAUCCCCUCCUAAGUUAAGAUUGCCAUAUUUGCUAUAUGGUGUCGCCGUCUCGCCAUUGACCUGUGGUUACAUGUACGUUUCAUCCAAAUUAAGUCAUGCAUGGGCUUCCAAGAAAGAAAUCAAGUCGAAUGCAGAAAAUAGCGACAUGAGUUCUCCAGAAGUUGUUGAGGAGCCAACAUCUAAAGUCCCAUUCCAUCAUCCACCAAUUGACGGGAGUGCUGAGGGAGCUGAAUGUCCCUUUGGAAAGAAAGCUCAUAAAAAUGGAGCUUCAGUGAAACCAAAUGCUUCGUGUCAUAAAGCUUUGAAUAUUCAAUUAUGGGUUUCUGCAGCAGCAGCUCUGGGCAUUUUUGUCAAGAUCGUCCACGAAAGCCGUUAUGAACCAACAGUUUUACUCUAG